CUUGACAGCUCAGAGGAGAGGUCUGGAGGACCACGACGCGCAGGAACAGUCCUCAAUCUCUCACAUUAUUUUUUUUGUCAGCUAUUCAGAUCCAUAUAUAAUUAUAAAGGCCCCAGAAAGCUGUGUAUAGUUUGAAAUAUUCGCUAUCAUCCGUUGCCAGCGCUCUCGCACAGAGUAUUCAUCCCGGGAUUUUGAAUGGAAGUGGAGGCUGAAGGGGCGGCCAGCCUGUGUGAGGCCGGGGAUGGGAGUCCGUUAUCCGGGGCAGCAUCAUCCGAUGACGCGGGGACGACAGACGAUGGGGACGCGGACACGAUAUCGAAAAAGGCUUUCAUCACAGAGAUGCCUUCAUCGUCAGGCCAGCCGGCUCAUGGGAAGAAGAUCGGUCACAGAGGAGUGGAUGCUUCAGGAGAAACCACAUAUAAGAAGACCACAUCUUCAGCACUCAAGGGAGCCAUUCAGCUUGGGAUUGGCUACACGGUUGGCAACUUGAGUUCCAAGCCUGAGCGGGACGUCCUGAUGCAGGAUUUCUAUGUGGUGGAGAGCAUCUUCUUCCCCAGUGAAGGGAGCAACCUGACACCAGCCCAUCAUUUCCCAGACUUCCGCUUCAAAACCUACGCUCCCGUGGCCUUCCGUUACUUCAGAGAGCUCUUCGGGAUACGGCCGGAUGACUAUUUGUAUUCGCUUUGUAACGAACCACUGAUUGAGCUGUCCAAUCCGGGAGCCAGUGGUUCAGUCUUCUAUGUCACCAAGGACGAUGAGUUCAUCAUCAAAACAGUUAUGCACAAGGAGGCGGAGUUUUUGCAGAAGCUUCUUCCUGGAUAUUACAUGAACUUGAAUCAGAAUCCUCGCACCUUAUUGCCCAAGUUCUUCGGGUUGUACUGCGUACAAUCGGGCGGCAAGAACAUUCGAAUGGUGGUGAUGAACAACGUUUUGCCCAGGGUGGUGCGCAUGCACCUCAAAUACGACCUGAAGGGAUCCACCUACAAGCGACGGGCCUCUAAGAAAGAGCGGGAAAAGGCGAAGCCCACUUUCAAAGACCUCGAUUUCAUGCAGGACGUUCAAGACGGUCUCCUGCUUGAUACAGACACGCACAGCGCCCUGGUCAAGACGUUGCAGAGGGACUGUUUGGUCUUGGAAAGCUUUAAGAUUAUGGAUUACAGUUUGCUGCUGGGAGUACACAACAUCGAUCAGGCGGAGAAAGAGCAGCAGAUAGAGGGAUCUCAGGGCAACAGUGAUGAAAAGAGGCCGCUGGCACAGAAGGCGCUCUACUCCACUGCCAUGGAGUCCAUACAGGGAGCGUCGGCCUGUGGAGAGGAGAUCGACACUGACGACACAAUGGGCGGCAUUCCUGCAGUCAAUGGAAGAGGAGAGCGGCUGUUACUGUACAUCGGAAUAAUCGACAUCUUGCAGUCUUACAGGUUAAUAAAGAAAUUGGAGCAUACGUGGAAGGCUCUAGUCCACGAUGGGGACACAGUGUCUGUUCACAGGCCAUCUUUCUAUGCAGACAGGUUCUUCAGGUUCAUGAGCACUACUGUAUUCAGAAAGACUUCAUCGUUAAAAUCCUCUCCGUCAAAAAGGGGUCGUGGGGGUCUAGCCGUGGGCAAAUACGGCGGGCCCGGAGCGGCCUGGUCGGCCAGCCAGCUGCCCUUCGUGAGAGACGAAAACAUCUACGACUUGAGAGGAGCCCGUAGCUUCCCCACACUGGACGAUGAUGUUUCAGGUCGGACGGAUGUGCUUCCCUGCACCCCUCCCUCAUUCGAGGAGGCCACCACAGCCUCCAUCGCCACCACGCUGUCCUCCACCACCUCUCUGUCCAUCCCAGAACGCUCCCCCUCGGACACCUCCGAACAACCGCGCUACAGGAGACACACCCAGUCCAGUCACGAAGAAACAAUGCAGGAUGAGGACCAGCAGACCAUCACAGUGGAGGUGGAAGUGGAGGGGCGAUACGACAGCGAGCUCACCCUCGUGGCUCCCCAGGUAUCGCCGGAGAACAGUGAAGCUCCAGAGACGUUUCUAGAAGCCUCGUCCUCCUCCGUCCCAGCGAGCCCCAGGAUAGUCGUGGAAUCUGACAGCGCCAGUCAGGCCUCAGGCUGUACGAGCCGUGCCUCUGUGGACGAGGAUGAUGAUGUGCCAAUUACAGACAUUUAUUUUGCUCCGUAUCUAUCUCUACCCACUGCAUUUCUAAUAUCCCUCUCUGCCACUCUUGUUCCAUGUCUGUCUUCCUCUCUGCAUAUUUCUACUGGCUGCUUCUGUGUGUCUCCACCCCUUCUGGCUCCCUCUGCUGUCUUGGUUGUGUACCAGCAGCCUCCAGAAGACAAAAGCUGGGUGUAUUCUCCUCUGCACUUCAGCACAGGGUCAAAGACCCUUCCAGAGGACGAAGAGGAGAGUGAAACAUAAUCAGACCUCAGGAGAGAGGAGCAGCUCCGAGGUUUGGACUCCUCAGACUCAUCACGUCCCGAAGCUCUACUGGUCGGAUGCUACUGUUGGAAUUUCCGCAACUCAAGCUUCAUUUGCAUCGUUCUAUCACCCACUUCACAAACAACACCAAGCGAGUAGCAAUACCAAUGUCCAGACGUAUUUAUGGGGAAAAAUUUAUAUAUUUGUUUAAUUAUUUUGUUUUGUUGAAAUGUUUUGGUUUUUCGUUCAUUGUCCAAUUUGCAUACUGUGAACGUGUUCUCCAAUUUGAGCUCUGGGAUGCAAGACUCCUAAGAGUAGGCUGUAUGCUAUUUUUGAAAUGAUUUAUUUUAAUUUUUUAUUCUUUUUGGGCUGUAGGCUAUGUGACCUUAAUUUAAAAAAGAAAGACAUUUUUUAUAGUUAUGUAUGCUACUCUGGUUGUUAAUGCACGUUGGUUAUCAGUAGCUUUGUUCCUUAACCGUUUGAAAAAAUGCAAAUUCAUUUGUUUUAUUUCUAAUUAAUCUGCAUUCUUGCAAAUGAUCCCAAAUGAUAGUUCAUAUUGUGUUCCAUUUCUGUUGCAGUCCUUUAAUACUAAUUUUAAUUUUUUAAUUUCUGGAUAUCCCCUCCCCCGUCAUCGGGGCCAUUAAGAUUGUGGACCAAAUUAUUGUGUGGGAGGCCAAAUAUGUAAAACAAAUUGUUACCAUAUCACAAUCAUUUCACUAUCAGAAAUAUUUCAGUUAAAAAGUUUUAAAUUGUAAAUCCAUAUGUAUAGAAUUUGUGUGUGUGCCUAUGCAUUGAGCGUGUUUGUGGUUUUGAGUAAGCGAGUGUAUCAUUUUUCACAAUGGAAGUGUGUGACACUGAUUCUUAUGAUGUGGCCAGUUGCUAUUGCAGUUGUAUCUAAAAUAAAAGGACUACUGCAGCAAUAUUUGUAAAGUGUAGCACACACAAAUUUUGGUUGCCUUGAUUUUUUUUGCCAACCUCAAUUCUAUUGUAGUUAUAAAAUAUUCACUGAUUCAGUCUUUUUUUCUGUCUUAGAGAAUUUGUAAAUAGAUCUUUAAAUACAUAUAAAAUAUAUUUUAAAUGUUAUUUGAACUUUUAUUUUGUAUUUUAUUUUGCAAAAGAUGUCCAAGCCUAGGUCCACACAAAACCCACCCAUUCUUCCAGUGUUGAGGACAUGCGCCAUUUCUUGUGUUAAGUCUAAGCUUUCUUUGUAUCAUAUGUAUAAACUUUACAGUUCAGAUUGUAAAGUCUAUACGUUCUCAGACAUACAACUGUAUCAAUCGCUUACUCUUCCAACAGUUGAGCUGUGUUUGUGUGGUCAAAAAGCUGUGUGCCCCCCCUCAAUAUCAAGAGCAUGACAAAACAUGAGUCUACUUACAUCGAUGUACAGCAUAGACAUUUAUCCUACAAAAAAAAAAAAAAAAACCACAACCAAUGGACCCAUGUGUGUACAUUUGUUAAAACCCUUAAAAUAAAUACAACUCUUGAUUCACA
Messenger RNA from Rhinichthys klamathensis goyatoka, 3891 nucleotides. RefSeq names its product phosphatidylinositol-4-phosphate 5-kinase, type I, gamma a (gene pip5k1ca). The record is from RefSeq and is a predicted model, not a curated record. Gene Ontology annotation, biological process: phosphatidylinositol metabolic process. Lineage: Eukaryota; Metazoa; Chordata; Actinopteri; Cypriniformes; Leuciscidae. Bases 196 to 2400 code for a protein of 734 amino acids. Gene Ontology annotation, molecular function: phosphatidylinositol kinase activity. The transcript has 18 exons.